Messenger RNA from Zasmidium cellare ATCC 36951, 1314 nucleotides. RefSeq lists its product as uncharacterized. Lineage: Eukaryota; Fungi; Ascomycota; Dothideomycetes; Mycosphaerellales; Mycosphaerellaceae. The record is from RefSeq and is a predicted model, not a curated record. Bases 1 to 1314 code for a protein of 437 amino acids. The transcript has a single exon.
AUGAGUCUUGGUCGCCCAUUCGAAGUUGAGACAAACUCCGAAGAGACCGAAUCCUGGUUCUCGAGCAUUCUACUGCACAGCCAAGACGCGACGGAGGACAACUUAACCUGGUGGCAGAAUGCAGCAACGGACUCACUUCUCGGUAUCUUGGUGUCUGUCACAGAACCGAUAGUCUCUUCGAAUGAUGAGGCUGGAUUGAAGGCCACCGAGCUGCUCUUCUACGCCGCCAAGAAUGAAGGUGGUGUUACAAUAAGGCCGUUGACUCCUCCUGAGUCUUCGCCCACCCACUCACAUACCCAAGCAGAAGACGAACAUUCGUUCCGAGUCUAUGCAUUGCCACUGUCUUCUCAAUUACUACGCCAGGCAAAGACCGAGCCAACGCCGCCUACAUCUCCCGGAGGCGAUGAGAUUGACAUUGAACCAACAUUUCUUCCACACUACUCGACAACGUCCACGCAAACGGGAGAAGUUAUCAACAGACCACCUGUGAGAAAGCGAAGGAAUGUAAAUGAUGCCUUCGACGAAGCGACUGAAAGACGGCGCAAGGCCCGACGAAAAGGGGGCGAAAGUGUUGCAGCCGCAGCAGCUUCCCACAUCAAGGCUGAAGAUUCUUUGCCGCAGCUCAAACACCGCCGCUCGACUAGCAACGUCUCAGUACCACUUCAGAGCAGGCCCCUUUCGAGGGCAUCCAGCGUUGCUUCGGCCAAACCAACAAGUCUGCGGGAGCAGUCCGUCGCAGCACCCUCGAAGCCAUCCGGAUUGUCUCGAGCUCAGAGUGUUUCGAGUGCCCUAGAGCUGCCGUUUGUGGCUACUGUUGAGCAGAAAAACAAGGAUUUCGUUUCAAAGAUGGUCAUGGCAGGUAUGCGUCUCUACGGCCUCUACCAAAGCAAAUCACGAAAGCCAAGAUCAAACUCUGCGGCAGCUUCGCCAGCGGUGGAUGUCAGUUUCGAAGACCUCGAAGCCGAGAAAAAGAAUGAUGAAGAGUUCAAACUCAUCUAUCAUCAAGUCUACAAGGGAACAUGCUUUGCAACGCGUCAGCACAUAUGCGCGGUGGCUCUCCAACCACACACCGACGCUGUACGGGAGACAGUGGAUAGAUUGCUUGCGGUGUUCUGCACGGAUCCACUGCUACCCAGCGCAGACGACUCUGGCGAAGGAUACACGCCAGGCGGAAGGAAGACGUUUGGGUCCUCGGCUCCACCUCCAGCCUCGAAUCCUUUCAUCCAAGCGGCGAUAUUUGGGGAUCACAGCGCUGCCAAUACGCCCAGUCUGAAACCCUCGAAAAUUGGGGGAGCCCGUGGUGACGUUGGCUGA